Dromaius novaehollandiae (emu) is the source of this 7229-nucleotide messenger RNA. RefSeq names its product ubiquitin specific peptidase 32 (gene USP32). NCBI's taxonomy places the organism in Eukaryota, Metazoa, Chordata, Aves, Casuariiformes, Dromaiidae. The coding region runs from base 142 to 5016 and encodes 1624 amino acids. The record is from RefSeq and is a predicted model, not a curated record. Gene Ontology annotation, biological process: protein deubiquitination. Gene Ontology annotation, molecular function: calcium ion binding; cysteine-type deubiquitinase activity. Gene Ontology annotation, cellular component: Golgi apparatus. The transcript is spliced from 34 exons.
GCGGCCGCCUCCUCCCCCCGGCCCCCCGCCCGGCCCCGCCCCCCCCGCCCGCGCCCUGCGCUCCGGAGUCGCGAGCGGCGCAGCCCGGGCUCCGCGGCGCCGAGCCGGCCGGCCGGGGGAGGCCAUGGACUGAGCGGCACCAUGGGCGCCAAGGAGUCCCGCAUCGGCUUCCUCAGCUACGAUGAGGCGCUGCGAAGGGUUACAGACAUAGAGCUAAAGCGACUGAAAGAUGCUUUCAAGAGAACUUGUGGACUCUCGUAUUAUAUGACCCAACAGUGCUUCAUCAGAGAAGUUCUUGGUGAUGGAGUUCCUCCAAAAGUUGCUGAGGUUAUCUACUGUUCAUUUGGAGGAAUAUCCAAAGGGCUGCACUUCAAUAACUUGAUAGUGGGAUUAGUUCUACUUACAAGAGGCAGAGAGGAAGAGAAAGCAAAAUACAUUUUCAGUCUUUUUUCUAAUGAAUCUGGGAGUUAUGUUGUCCGUGAAGAGAUGGAGAAGAUGCUGCAUGUGGUUGAUGGGAAAGUCCCAGAAUCGCUCAAGAAAUGUUUUUCUGAGGGUGAAAAGGUAAACUAUGAGAAGUUCAGGAUUUGGCUAUUACACAACAAAGAUGCUUUCACAUUUUCUCGUUGGCUGUUGUCUGGAGGUGUGUAUGUGACACUCACUGAUGAUAGCGAUACCCCUACCUUCUAUCAAACCCUCGCUGGAGUCACACACUUGGAAGAAUCCGACAUCAUUGAUCUUGAAAAACGAUAUUGGCUGCUAAAAGCUCAAUCAAGAACUGGACGUUUUGAUUUAGAAACAUUUGCCCCCUUAGUUUCCCCUCCUAUUCAUCCAUCUCUGAGUGAAGGUUUGUUUAAUGCCUUUGAUGAAAAUCGGGACAAUCAUAUAGAUUUUAAAGAAAUUUCGUGUGGGCUCUCAGCAUGUUGCAGGGGACCCUUGGCAGAAAGACAAAAAUUUUGCUUCAAGGUUUUUGACAUUGACCGGGAUGGUGUGUUGUCUCGCACUGAACUUAAAGAAAUGGUGGUUGCCCUUUUAGAAGUCUGGAAAGAUAACCGUACUGAUAAAAUACCUGAAUUGGACAUGGAUUUAUCUGAAAUUGUAGAAGAUAUUUUGAAUAUGCAUGAUACCACAAAGAUUGGACAUCUAACUCUGGAAGACUACCAGAUAUGGAGUGUGAAGAGUGCUCUUGCCAAUGAGUUUUUAAAUCUACUUUUUCAGGUGUGUCAUAUAGUUUUGGGGCUACGGCCUGCCACUCCAGAAGAGGAAGGACAGAUUAUUAGAGGCUGGUUAGAAAGGGAAAGCAGAUACGGCCUUCAGCCAGGGCACAACUGGUUUCUUAUUGCAAUGCCAUGGUGGCACCAGUGGAAGGAAUAUGUCAAAUAUGAUGCAAACCCUGUUGUGAUAGAGCCUUCAUCUGUCUUGAGUGGAGGUAAGAAUUCACUCGUAGCUGCUGCAGCCAGUACUUCAGAACAGGGAGAAGACAAAAUGGGAGGUCUUAAUUACUGCAGUGCCACAGAAGAAAAGUUUUCAGAUAAUAUUUCUACUGCAUCAGAAGCCUCAGAGACUACUAGCAGCAAUAUUCUUUACUCUGGCACACCAGGGACUGAUACAUGUUUUGCCAGGCAGCAUAAUACUUCGGACAAUAAUAACCAGUGUUUGCUUGGAAACAAUGGGAAUAGUUUGCUACAGAUUAAUCCUCAGAAACCAGGAGCUAUUGAUAAUCAACCCCUGGUAACACAAGAACCAGUGAAGGCUGCAUCAUUAACAAUGGAGGGUGGAAGAUUAAAACGGUCUCCACAGUUGAUUGAAGGAAAGGACUACAUAAUGGUACCAGAACCAGUCUGGAGAGCACUUUACCAUUGGUAUGGAGCAAAUCUGUCCUUGCCUAGGCCGGUGAUCAAAAACAGCAAAACAAAUGUGCCUGAACUAGAGUUAUUUCCUCGCUAUCUGCUCUUUCUGAGACAGCAGCCUGCCACUCGAACGCAACAGUCAAACAUCUGGGUGAAUAUGGGUAUGAUGAGCCUGAGAAUGUUUCCUCAACAUUUACCUAGAGGGAAUGUACCUUCACCUAAUGCUCCUUUAAAAAGAGUGUUGGCUUAUACUGGCUGCUUUAGUCGGAUGCAAACUAUUAAAGAGAUACACGAAUAUCUCUCUCAGAGGCUACGUAUAAAAGAAGAGGAUAUGCGCCUCUGGUUAUACAACAGUGAGAACUAUCUUACUUUGCUGGAUGAUGAAGAUCAUAGAUUGGAGUAUCUUAAAAUCCAGGAUGAGCAGCAUUUGGUAAUAGAAGUUCGAAACAAAGACAUGAGCUGGCCAGAGGAGAUGUCUUUUAUAGCGAACAGCAGUAAAAUAGACAGACAUAAAGUUCCUACUGAAAAGGGUGCUACUGGUUUAAGCAAUCUGGGUAACACAUGUUUCAUGAACUCCAGUAUCCAGUGUGUCAGUAAUACACAACCUCUAACACGAUAUUUCAUCUCAGGAAGACAUCUUUAUGAACUUAACAGGACAAAUCCAAUAGGAAUGAAAGGACACAUGGCCAAAUGCUAUGGGGAUUUGGUUCAGGAGUUGUGGAGUGGAACUCAGAAGAAUGUAGCGCCAUUAAAGCUGCGGUGGACAAUAGCAAAAUAUGCUCCAAGAUUUAAUGGUUUUCAACAACAAGAUUCACAGGAGCUCCUGGCAUUUCUUCUGGAUGGCCUUCAUGAGGAUUUGAACAGAGUCCAUGAUAAGCCAUAUGUUGAACUGAAGGAUAGCGAUGGUCGACCAGACUGGGAAGUAGCAGCAGAGGCCUGGGAAAACCAUCUGAGAAGAAACAGAUCCAUUGUCGUAGAUUUAUUUCAUGGGCAGCUUAAGUCACAAGUAAAAUGUAAAACUUGUGGACAUAUAAGUGUUAGAUUUGACCCUUUUAAUUUUUUAUCCUUGCCUUUACCAAUGGAUAGCUACAUGCACCUAGAAAUAACAGUAAUUAAAUUAGAUGGUACUACUCCUGUUCGAUAUGGCCUGAGAUUGAACAUGGAUGAAAAGUAUACAGGUUUGAAAAAACAGUUAAGUGAACUCUGUGGGCUAAAACCAGAACAGAUUCUACUUGCAGAAGUGCAUAGCUCCAAUAUAAAGAACUUUCCUCAAGACAACCAGAAAGUCCGGUUAUCUGUGAGUGGGUUUUUGUGUGCAUUUGAAAUACCAGUUCCAGGAUCCCCUACAUCAGCAUCAAGUCCUGUGCAGACAGAUCUCUCAACUGGCUCAUCAGCUAAUGGAGCACUCAACAUAAUGAUGAAUGGGGACCUUCCCAAACCAACCCUAAUUCCAAAUGGAAUGCCAAACACUGUAGUGCCAUGUGGAACAGAACGUAAUAACCUUGCCAACUGGACUCUCAAUGGUCAUGUGCCCUUGCUUUCUGAUAGUCCAUGUACAGGGUAUAUAAUUGCAGUCCACAGAAAAAUGAUGCGGACAGAGUUAUAUUUUCUGUCGUCUCAGAAGAAUCGUCCUAGCCUCUUUGGAAUGCCACUGAUUGUCCCUUGUACUGUUCAUACACGGAAAAAAGACCUGUAUGAUGCAGUGUGGAUUCAGGUUUCAAGGCUUGCUAGCCCUCUGCCUCCUCAGGAAGCUAGUAAUCAUGCACAAGACUGUGAUGAUAGCAUGGGCUAUCAGUAUCCGUUCACCCUGAGGGUAGUUCAGAAGGAUGGAAACUCCUGCGCUUGGUGUCCAUGGUACAGAUUUUGUCGUGGCUGUAAAAUUGAGUGCACAGAAGAUAGAGCUUGUGUUGGGAAUGCUUACAUUGCUGUAGACUGGGAUCCAACAGCACUCCACCUACGCUACCAGACAUCACAGGAGCGGAUUGUAGAAGAACAUGAAAGUGUUGAACAAAGCCGACGAGCUCAGGCAGAGCCCAUCAAUCUGGACAGCUGUCUUAGAGCCUUCACCAGUGAGGAGGAAUUGGGAGAGGAUGAGAUGUACUACUGUUCCAAAUGCAAGACCCAUUGUUUGGCCACCAAAAAACUGGAUCUUUGGAGGCUUCCCCCUAUUUUGAUCAUUCACCUGAAAAGAUUUCAGUUUGUAAAUGGCCGCUGGAUAAAAUCUCAGAAAAUCGUUAAAUUUCCCCGAGAAAAUUUUGACCCAAGUGCCUUUUUGGUACAAAGGGAUCCAAGUCAUUUUCAAAGAAAACAGCUAACUCCCCAUGUUGAUGACCUUCCUGAUGCACGGACUCUUCAAGGGGAGUCUAGAAAAAUAGAUCUGCAGAUCACUUACACAGCAGGCGAAGGGGAUGUGCUGAACAGAAGUCCAUCUUCCCUUAACACUACUAAUGUCUUGAAUAAUAUCAAAGCAUCUCCAUCUUUGGGAAGGAAAAGUGCAACCAACUGUCCUUCAAGUAAAAACAGUAGCCCAAAUAGUAGCCCAAGGACUUUAGGAAGAGGUAAAGGGCGCCUGCGGCUACCACAGCUAGGUAAAAACAAACUGUCAAAUAGCAAAGAAAAUCUGGAUGCAAGUAAAGAGAAUGGUACCGACCAGGAACAGAAAUAUACUUCUGAACAAGGUGAUGCUCUUACUAGAGGGCGGAUUUUGGGUGGUAGCCAGAGUGAACUAUACACUGCUCAGGACACUGAGAUGACUUUAGCCAACGGAUACAUUUGUGAGCAGAAUGCAUAUAGUAAUGGAAGUAUCAAUGGUCAAAUUGAUAACCACAGCGAGGAGGAUAUUACAGAUGACCAAAGAGAAGAAGUUUGUGUUAACCCUAUUUACAAUCUAUAUGCAAUUUCGUGCCAUUCAGGAAUUAUGGGAGGGGGUCAUUAUGUUACUUAUGCCAAAAACCCAAACAACAAGUGGUACUGCUACAAUGACAGUAGCUGUAAGGAAUUGCAUCCUGACGAGAUCGACACCGACUCUGCCUACAUUCUUUUCUACGAGCAGCAGGGGGUAGACUAUGCACAAUUUCUGCCAAAGAUAGAUGGCAAAAAGAUGGCAGACACAAGCAGCAUGGAUGAAGAUUUUGAGUCAGAUUAUAAGAAGUACUGUGUUUUACAGUGAGCAGGUGAUCUUCCAUGGACUGUUUGGAGAGUGUGAGGGAUAACACGUUGAAACUUACAUUUGGCGAAAUGUUAUUGAAACAGAUAAGCUAAGUGUAGUUAUUGUACCUGGGAUAUGAAAGCACAAAAAGAAAACCCUAAUUAAAUAGCAGUUAAUAUAAAGAUAGUAUUGUUUUGUUCUGUUAUCUCACUACAUGCUCUAAACAUUUCUGAUGUUAGACAUCAGGCUGAAACUGCCACUGGCCUUUAAAUAAAAUGGUUUGAGAAAAGCCAACUAGGACCAAAUAAGAGCUAAAUUAAAUAGUCCAAAUAAGAGCUAAACAAAGUAGUGUAGAGUUUACCAAUUAUCCUAACAAAAUCCUAAGGCUGUCCUUAGAUUUAAGAUAAUGGGGAAAAAAAUUGUAGUGUUGUCUUUGGACAACAUGAUAUUGCUACCUCCUUUUUCCUGCAGUUUUAUUGCAUUUUAUUGGCAAAACAAGGAAAGCAAGAGAAUGAAAAGCGCAUGAAUUUGAAGGCUGAACAUCGAGAGUUGGAAAUGUUUCCAGUUUUGCCAUCACUAAUGUGUGUCAAUUGCUUUCUUUCUGUAUGUUGGGAGCACAACCAAAUCAUAAUUUGAGAAGAGAUUAAUUUCUACACUUGAAUGAUUUUAUUAUAAUUGUGUUUUCUCCACAUGGUGGCUGUGCAAAUCAACAUAUUUCAGGAAUGGCUUUUCAGCCUGAAGAGUGCUAUCUUAGACUUUUGAGAUGCCUCAAAAAAGAAACUUCAGGUUGAAGAGAGUAGUUGUGGUUAUACGCGUGGUGUCUUAAAAUGUGCACAUUGCACAAAGUGUUCCCAGCUUUUGGAAGGAAAGAUGCUUGAGGUUAUGUUUCAUGACUGGUGUUGCUUUUAAAUUUGCACUUUUAAAAAUUCUUAUAAUUAAAUUCAAAAACAUAGUUUGUUUUUGUUGUUGUAAGGGCUCUGGAGUGAAUGGCUGUGAAUUAUCCACUGUGUAUUUCAAACAGAUAAGAAGCUGUGGCUGUCAGGUAGCUAUCGUAGCAUUCAUGGAUGGUUUUUUUUAAUCGAUUUCAUAAUUUAAUAGGGCUUUUUUUCUUCAAAAUUUGGUUUGCCUUCUUCAAAUUCUUUCUUGCAACAGGUUAUGCAUAUACUUGCAAUUAAAACAGAAUUGCUUUCCAUGUCCUUGCAAGAUGCUCUUUUAAGUCAGCAGGCUUAUUGUAUGAAGGAAAGCAUGACAGAGUCUUCGCAGAGACUGAGAAAAAAAGAUGAUUAUUUUUGAGUAGGCAUUUCUUUAAACAUUUUCAGUGUUAAAUUUUUUGCAUAUCUGAAUGAAGAUAAAUGGUUCGCUCUUUCAGCCUUUUGUUCCUCAGCUGAGUCUUAGAAGCUUACUAAUUUUAUCAAACCAUCUUCCAAAUUCUUUAGAUUUUGUAUCUUCACUAACAAAACUUAUAACUUACACUGUUGAUCUCUGAGGUUUAUAUUUGGCUUCCUUUUAAUGUGCUUUACAGCAAUGCCAAGCCUACCGGUAAGUGUAUAAUUUCCAGAAAGAUCUGAGUUUUAUCCAUUUAAGAAAUUAUCAGCUGGUCUUGCUGUCUUUAGUCAGGCAAAAACCUUGUUGUCUUUUUCGGAGGUGGUGCCUCUGUAAGGACAGCAGAGCAGUUCCAAAAUAAGUAUUGUCUUAUCUGUAAAGUGUUGCUCCUUAUCCUAUACGUUCUUUUAUCUUUCAAGUGGUCUAAACAUUGAGUCUGAAGAAAAGCAAACAUGAGUUGUAAAUUUCUAGGUUAGAAGCUUUUUCAGUACCCAUUUCUCUAUUCCUCCCUACGCAAACUCCAUGAAAAGUGAAAGAUUUUCAAAUUAUUUACUUUAAAAUGUUUUAUUUAAGCAGGUAGCACAAUCUACUAAUGUUAUUUGAUCUUCUGUGUUUGUUACAUUGGUUGUAAUUAAUUUUUUAAUUAAAUUAAUUCAUGAAUUAGUAGUAAAUUUAUUAAGUUAACUAUUAACUACAUUCACUUUGUAAAUUAUUGUAUAAAACUUAUUGACAAUGCACUGACUUUAGAAAGAUGUUAUGUACAUAAAUAUCUUGUAAAUAAAAUAGUGUUGAUGUACUGGAAUAUGAGCUGUAUAAAAAAAGAUAUUGGUAAUUGUAUAUGGAGUGAACCUGUUUAUCUGUAACUAUAUUAUUCAAACAAAUUAAAUACUGUGGAUGCAGAUGAAGUGUCA